GGCGAUGUGUCUGCUCUAGUAGCAGCGCGCACUUGCAGGCGCUAAUUUUUGACAUGUUCGUAGCUAUUGGGAUGAUCAUUGCUAUGUAUGACACAGUACCGUCGUGAGCAAUGAGAGUAACAAAGAAUGCCGUGUCCCAGUACCCCUCGCCCGUCUAGUCAUUUCUGUAAUUUGGCCGCGCCGUUUCGAAGUUUAGUUCCACCGGCAAAUAUGCAUUGUAGACCUUUUGGCGUAGAUAUGCGAUAGUUCGUGAUUGUGACCACUGUUUAUAUGCGUUUACGUUUUAACGAUGUGAUAUUCGAGCGACCGGCUCGUAAUCACUAGGAAAUGUUUACUUAAAGCGCGGUUACUGUAGUCAGCUUGUCGCGAUUUGGUUGAAAAGCGGAACUUCCUAAACACACUUUGGCGCCGAUUCAGCAGCUUAACAGAGAGGCGUUUAGCUUCUGAGACAAGAUCGCUACCAUGGCCAACCGUGAGGAAGCAAGCUCCAGCAAACUGCCCGACGAAGAAGCUGCUGCUCCAGCGAAGGUCGAUACAGUCGUUCUAUGGAUGAGCUCCGAGAACUGCGCGCUGCGGCGCGCCCCUCUAAGUCAUGAAGAGAUUGGCAAUCUCUGCGUUGUGUGCACAUCCUGUGGGUCCCAGAUCAAUCACCAUGAUAAGAGCAGGGUCCACUUUCACAGGCUCCUCAAUGUCCUUGUCUGUAAGCGGUGCUUCAGGUUCUACGGGGACGGUCAGUUCAAAAAGGACGACAGUGGCACCGACGAGUACUGUUCCUGGUGCGCCGAAGGGGGAAGCCUGCUUGUGUGUGACAAAUGCACCCGCGCUUUUUGCAAGAAUUGCAUUCGCCGUAACCUGUCACGACGAGAGAUGACCCGGGUCAGUUCUCUGAAGGAGUGGCACUGCUAUGUAUGCGAUCCAGCACCGCUUGUGCCAAUGGUCAACUACGCCAAGAUGAUUGGCAAUUACAGUCGCCAAUUGGCGAACAGCACGUCAGCGGGCACUUCCGACGCCGGUGGGUCAAUGAAGCUCAGCGAAGCGGAGGUGCAGAAACUGGCCUUAGAAAAAGCUAUGGAGCUUCAGCGGUCACUCUCCACAUUGGCGACCUCUGGCGGGCAAGAGGAACUUUUGGCAAGCAUGAGCAAGCUGCUCCGGGACCACGCCCGCAGCUUGUCCCGCAUUGCCCAAAGUGCAGAGGAAUGCCAGAAGCGCAAGAUGAAAUCCCGGAAGAAGAAAGCAGAACAGAAGGGGGCUAAUGAGGGUCAGGAGUCAUCUGCAUCGGUGGACUCCCAGCCUAGUAAUGCCACAAAACGAGCCAAGAACAAGAAGCUGCUUGUGCUGGACGAAGUAGGUGCCCACUUUAGCAGCUCCGACCAAGAGGGCCCGAGUACCAAGCGAUAUGAACACAGCAAAGGAGGCGACGAAUUGGAUGCAAAGUCUGAUGCCCACAGUGCAAUAGUCAACAGUGCGGCAGAAACGGCGAGUGCUCCAUUGACUGAAGUAGCAGCUGAUAGCACACCACAUAAGCAGUACAAAAAUGCAACUAAACUGGAGCCAAAGUCUAAUGCUCGCAGCACUAAAGACAGCAGUGAUACAGGAAAGUUAAGUACACUGCAGGCUGAUGGAGCACACAGUUCAGGUGCUGAGCCUACGAAAGAUGCUGGAAAUGAUUGUCAUAAGUCUGCCUUGUUAAUAUCUGAGGGGCAGGUUGCGGAUAAAAAGCCCAUUGACCUGGAAGAGUGCGACAGUCUUAGUCGUGUGAAAAAGUUGCAUUCGCCAUCAAAUACAGGAGGAGGUGCUAUUUCCGUUGAUGACACUGAAAGCGACGUUGGCUGUUCUGUAAAGGAGGUUGCUGAUAAUGACGUUAAGGAAGAGACAUUGGCACAGAAGCUAGAAAAUAACAAGAAGGAGGAUGCAGCACCUGCUCCCAUAGACAUUCCACCGGUUCUAAGCCUGGGUGAUGAAUUUUCACCAGUGGUGUUAAAUGACGAAAGUGAGAAUGAGUCGGAGAGCCUUCUUGCCGACUUGUUCGCGAAGCGUAAGAAUGAUGCGGAUAAAUCAGAGAUUAUACCUGAAACACCUCCUAAGAAAGAAGAAGAGUUGAAGGCUGCAGAUGAACAGGCAGAACAAGACCCUGGAGAACUCCCAGCAGAUGCUAGACGUCGUGAAUCUGUUAGCACUGUUGACAUGAGUUCAAGCAACGAAGACAGUAUUAAGAUAGGUAAAGUAGCAAGAAAAGUGAAAAAGAGUGCAGGGAAGGCAAGCGUUAGCAGUGCCGACUCUGUGGACGAAGACAGUCGAGCAACUGAAAGCUUCCCAAGUUCCGGGGAAGGUGAAAACAAGCAGUCAUCGCCACAGAAAUCGGUUCGACAGAAAAAGCGCACCCCAUUGAGCAAAGAUGCGAAAGCCCGCCGUGCCUUGAUCCGAAGCUUGCACUACACUAGCAAGUCGUCGAGCGAGGAUGAACUUGACGAUCCUUCAACGAGCACGCCUCGUACUCCGAAACACAGGUCUCCGAGGAAGAGGCGUCGCACGUCUAGCGGCUCGGCUGCGCAGUUGAGUGAAUCGGCUAGCAAGUGCCUGGAAAGGGCUUCCGAGAAAUAUGGUGAUCCGAAACUGGAGAUGACUGCAUCUGUCGAAGUGCAGCGACUCGACAUUGACCCCGCCAUAAUUGCCGCGGCAAAGAUGGAAAUUGAAGGAAACGUGGAUCACGUGGAAAACGUGGAUGACGAAGAAAAAGAAAUUGCUAGACUUCUUGCCCCGAUUAGGAUACGCCGAAAGGUCCCAGAUAAUGAGGAAUCUGACGCUGAGAUGGAAGAAGCACCUGAAAGCGGAAUGAAGGAAGGUGAAGAUAAAAAAAAGAAGCUGAGAGGUCCCAAAAGCAAAAAGAAAGCUGCAGCGAGCAAGGAAAUAGUGUCGGACUCAAGCGAAGACGCUGACGAGGACGACGCGGAGGUGGCAAGUGGGGGUGCCAGGGAAAUUCCUGGAACAUCAUUCACGAUGUCAGAGAAUACUACCCAAAAAGACUCGCUGCAAGAGACCUUGCUCCAGAGAAUCCUGCGCAGCACUUCCGAAGAAUCCAGCGAAGAUGAAACCGUGGAACCAGAGCAGCGCAAAAAACGCAAGAAAGAAGAAAAGGAAGACAAAUCAGAAGAGGCCAAGGCCAAGGCCACUGAAGCACCAGUGGUGGAGACAACGGAGAAGGCGUCUGAGAAAGAGGGCAGUGCUGGCAGCUCUUCAGAAGAAAUUGUGAAGAAGAAGAAACCUGGAAAAUACGACAAGCUCUUGCGAAAAAACGUGUUAGCAGAGCUUGACGAUCCCAAACCAAAGAAGGAAACGAGUAAGGAAUCUGACAAGGAGGAAGCAGCUACAAAGCCACAGAAAGCGAAAGCUUCAAAGAAAAGAAAAAUUGUGUACAGCGAUGAUGACGACUCUGCGGACAAGCAGCCUUCAAGCAGCUCGCUCGAAUCCUCCUCGAGUGACCAAAGUGAAUCGGAUAGCAGUGUAGGCUUUGCACCUGCCCGCAAGAAAAAGGGCAAAAAUGCAAAAAAGAUCGCCAAAGCUGCAUCAGAUGACUCUGACUUUGCAGAAGGCAAGUCUAAGAAGGGGGGCGCCUCAUCAUCUUCAGAUGCGAACAAGCGGAAGAAGAAGCGAAAGCGCAUCAGGAUGGCUUGCUCCACGGCUGACGAGAAUGAAGACGACGAUGACAGCUGCGUGGAGAUAAUCCCUGGCUCUAGCCAAGAAGCAGAUGGCAAAGGUCGUCGGAACAUUCGCAAGCUCAUCUCUGACAGGAAGCUUACCGAGGAGACUAAGGCUGCUGCACUGGCCGAAGAGGAGAGGAAGAAGCGCAUAGCAGAACGGCAGAAGCUGUAUAACGAGGCCUUGGGAACUGGACCCAACAAGGCCGACACGAAAGUGAAGCAGCUGGUGCUUGAAAUGGACCUGAAGACAAAGGAACCAGUUGUGGCGGUUGACGAAGACCUUGUCAAGUCCAUGAAGCCUCACCAAGUCAAAGGUGUCAAAUUUAUGUACGAAUGUGUGAUUGAAUCACUGGAGAUGCUGAAGAAGGACCCUACAAAAGGAUCAGGUUGCAUUCUGGCCCAUUGCAUGGGUCUGGGGAAAACAUUUCAGGUGAUAUCUUUCCUUCACACCGUGAUGACCCACAAAGUGUCUGGGCCGCUGCUUCGCACGGCCCUGGUCGUGUGCCCAUACAACACCGUCCUGAAUUGGGCAAAUGAAUUUGAGCAGUGGUUGGACGGAAUUGAUCAUGGCCUGAAGAUAUACGAGACAUCUGCCAUCAAAGUGAAUAGCGUUAGGCUGGAGGUUCUGGAGAGAUGGCACAGGAAGGGUGGUGUGGCUAUCAUUGGUUAUGACAUGUUUCGUCGACUUGUCAACACAAAAGGCAAAGGCAGGAAACUUCAGGAGGGCUUUAGGCGAGUGCUGCUUGAUCCAGGACCAAGCUUGGUGGUGUGUGACGAAGGACAUGUGUUGAAGAAUGAUGCCACUGGCCUGUCCAAGGCAAUGAGUGAAUUGAAGACUGGCCGGAGGAUUGUGCUGACUGGAACCCCCUUGCAGAACAACCUGCAAGAGUAUCACUGUAUGGUGAGCUUUGUUAAGCCAGGUCUUCUAGGAACAAAGAGAGAGUUCCUGAACCGAUUUGUGAACCCUAUUGCCAAUGGAGCGUGCGCAGACUCAACAAUCCAGGAUGUAAAGCUGAUGAAGAAAAGGGUCCACAUCCUCCAUCGCCUUCUAGACGGAUGUGUGCAGCGCUGUGAUUACAGUGCCCUGGCUCCAUUCCUGCCACCCAAGUGCGAGUACGUGAUCAGCGUGCGGCUGUCAGAGGUGCAGGUGGCACUGUACCGGCACUUCUUGGAGCACCUUGCACGUGGCCGCCAAAAACAGCCUGGAGCUGGCACGUCACUAUUCUGGGACUUCAACAUGCUGCGCAACAUCUGGACGCACCCAAUGCUGCUCGAGUUGAGCGCUGAGAGGCUUGCUAAAAAGGAACUUCUCAAGGACGACGAGAGUGACAUGGCCUCCUUCAUUGACGAUGGGUCCGUGUCAGAAAAGAGCUCCUCGGAAUCGAAUGACAAUGAUGCCGUCAUCUGUUUGGAUGAUGACGAGGGACCCAAGACAAGAUCACAGAGGAGGGCAAAACAAAAGGAUAACAGUGACAAGGAUGACAAAGACGGAAAAAAUGCCAAAGAUGACGGAAGCAGUGAUGACGAAGUUAUAUCAACAUGGCAGACAAGAAGUCGAGGUAAUCCAGAUGAACGGCCACCCACACCACCAAGGCAAGAGAAGAAGGAAUGGUGGGACCAGUACAUUUCUGAAGAGGACAUGGAGAAGCUGCAGAUCAGUGGGAAAAUGAGUCUGCUGUACAAUAUCCUCCAGGAAUGCGAUGCCAUUGGUGACAAAGUGUUACUGUUCAGCCAAAGCCUGUUGACCCUCGACAUGGUGGAGAGGCUACUCGAGCACUGUGACGAACGAGCGGCCGCUGUGGAUCCCGAUACGGCACUCGUGGAUCCCACAGACCCGUUGCGUGACUGCCACAACACAUGGGUGCGGGGCAUCGACUACUUCCGCAUGGACGGCUCAACGUCGGUAGACUUGCGUGCACGCUGGAUUGAAAUGUUCAACGACGAAGAGAACCCUCGCGGCCGCCUGUUCCUCAUCUCGACAAAGGCGGGUUCACUGGGAACCAACCUUGUGGGGGCCAACCGUGUGGUGCUCAUGGAUGCCUCCUGGAACCCCACACAUGACAUUCAGGCCAUUUUUCGUGUGUAUCGAUUUGGCCAGAAGAAACCAGUCUUCAUCUACCGCAUGCUUGCACAGGGAACAAUGGAGGAGAAGAUCUAUGAUCGUCAGGUGACCAAGCAGUCCCUGUCGUGCCGCGUGGUGGAUGAGCAGCAGAUAGAGCGCCACUUCAAUGCGGCCGACCUCCUAGAGCUCUACAACUUCACUCCUGACAGCAAGAGCAAUCGACCUACACCCAUGGUGCCUAAGGACCGGCUCCUUGCAGAGCUGUUGAUUCGCAACAAGGACUGGAUUGUGUCCUACCACGAGCAUGACUCCUUGCUCCAGAACAUCACUUCGGAAGAACUCACUGAAGAGGAGCGCAAGCUUGCAUGGGAAGAGUAUAAGGACGAGCGCGAGGGACGAAUCAACACCAACCUCGCCGACUUGCCAACGAAUAUCCCUUCAGAGGGUACCGGGCAGUCCUUCAGGCUCUCGCUGGACCUCAGUAAGAUGAUUGCUGACAUUAAAGUCAAGUUCCCAUACUUGACGCCUAUUCAACUUGUUGAUCAGCUAAGGAGGGUUCUGCUUGCCUACCGUCAAGAGUUCCAGCAGCGGCAAAUGAGUGCAUUUGAGAAAAGAACCAUGUUCCUCAAGUCAAAGCAGCCAAUACCAAACGAAGUCAUUAUUCAACUUACGGAAUCGGGCAUGGCCAUUCAACAGUUGAACCAGGUCCUUGCUAAACUUCAAGGACUUGGAGCGCAGCAGCAGCAAGAGACGCCACAACAGCAGUACUAUCGUCAGCGGGCUUACCAGCAGCAACAGGCACAAGCUCAGGCACAAGCACAGGCCCAGGCACAGGCCCAGGCACAGGCACGUGCUCAAUUUGCACAGCAGCAGGCACGCUACCAGUUCCAGCAGCAACAACAGAGAAUGCCACAAGCGGGGGUACACAUUCCACAGGCACAACAGAUCUAUACCAACGCUUACAAUUUCUGCAUCAGACGUGGGGCCAGCCCUGCAACGGCAAAUAGCUAUGCUUUGAACCAGCAGCGGAUGGCCUUCCAACAGCUGCUCAUGCAGCAAAUGGGCAACAAUGUCCCACCACAGAGUGUGGUGAUCUCCGAAGUAGAGGAUGACGGGCAGGCUGCAGGCUCGUCGUCAGUCUUCCGGCACGCGACAGCCAGCGUCGUCAUCAGUUGUGAUCACGGAGAUCAUCGACUGAGGCUCUUACUGUGUCCUUCUCACGGACCCUUGCUGAGCUUAGAAUUUGCCACCAGCACUGGCUGCAAGGAGGCCAGUGAGGUUGCCACUGCUGUGCAGUGACACUGGUGACUUUCUGAACUGAAAUUUUGCGUAUAUAAUAUUUUUUUGUUCAUUUAUGGGGUUGACAGUCAAAACUACUGCACGUAGGCUUUCAUGUCUGGUGUAACCGUCGUAUCAAAUGUUAAGGUUGGUCUUGUUACUGUGACAAACAUCGGGGGCUGUAAUUCAGUAAGACAUUGUAACUUAUUUGUUGCUUGAUCAGUUGCGUGGCCGGCAAUUCAUCAAAUGUACUACAUUUUAGGGUCUUGUUCAUGUGGUAAAGACAGCAAAAAUCAGUGCCAUUAUUGUAACUUCUGAUGCAUUAUUUUAAAAGUAUCGUUCGCAAAUGGUGUUGCAGAUGUAGAAAUGUAAGCUUUUCCUUGAGCAGUGGAAAGUACAGCUGAAAAAAUGGCAGCAAUGACGACGUUUAACUCCCUUUUUCAUUGCUUAACUGUACAACUGUUUUCCAUUACACUAUGUCACCAACUCGAGCAAAUGUACCAUAUUCCUCGACAUGACAAGUUUAUGCAUACAGACUGUCCCGUAAUGCCAGAGACCACUUUUGCUGUAGUAUGCUCGUGACCUCUUGCAGUGAUGUGCUGGGGCAUUGAGUGCCAUUCUUUAAGAACAAUUGUCAUUGCAUUGCACUGAACAAAAUUGUAAUACUUCAUUGAUGCUUUGGGAGCAGAUAUUGGCUGCACCAUUCAAACCAACACCUGGUCUCCAUUCACUUGUUUCUUGUAUUGGGUUCAUUAUUUUUGUCAUUGUAUUCUUAUUUUAUCCCCUUAUGUUGCCAAGAGAUAAUACACAUGCUGCAAUUGUGAGCACGGGGUUUGGAAAUAACCCCAUUCCUGCAUUUCAUUUUUUUUCUUUUUGCGUGUUUCAGCACCUUGUUGAAUGGCCCAAAAAGCAUAAAAAAGUAUGAGCACGACUUUCCCUCGCACAUUUUGGUAUAUUGUAUUUAUGAAAGAUGUGAAAUUAGCUUUUUUUCUCGCAGAGUGCAGUGUUGCUACAAAACCUUAGAGCCAUACAUGGUUGUUGAGAUUUUGGGUGCAGUAACACCACAAGCUGCAGUGGGUGUAUGAAAGUAUCUUGUAAAGUUGAACUUGUCAGCUUUGUUUUAAUUGGUUGUUCAUGGUUAUAUAAAGUUUUCGCUUCUUCUCUUUAUAAUUAUAGUUUGCAUAAGCUUAUGCACUGUGUGCUUGUAUAAAUUUAAAGUUGUGCUAUUGAUGCAUCCUGGAUAGAUGCAUUUCAAGCACAGUUGACACCCUAAAGCAGGGAAAAUUAUAAUUUCUUGACCUUGCUAGGUCUGCUGAUAGGGGUCCUGUACAUUUUUAGUCAUUUUUUAUUGCUAUCGUGUUCCUUUAGGUCAGUCAUGACUCGGUGACUACUGUAUCUUAUGUGUACAGCUAGUGUGUGUUCAUAUGAAAGUAAAAAAAAAAAAUGUGAUGGUGGCUGCAUGUAUUAAGGUUUCUACACUUCUUUUUUUUUUUUUUUUCCAGCUCACAUGCUGCUACCUUUCCUACAUUUAAGGAGCAUGUGUACAGUCUGACAGUCAAUUCUCAUAUGCAUAUGCUGGAACAAUUCUGCAUAUCUCUGUUCAGCAGCUUUUACCAUGUCAUAAAAGUGUUUUCAUGA
Messenger RNA from Rhipicephalus sanguineus (brown dog tick), 8676 nucleotides. Its product is annotated as transcriptional regulator ATRX. The coding region runs from base 463 to 7059 and encodes 2198 amino acids. The record is from RefSeq and is a predicted model, not a curated record. Gene Ontology annotation, cellular component: nucleus. Gene Ontology annotation, molecular function: ATP hydrolysis activity; ATP binding; ATP-dependent chromatin remodeler activity. Lineage: Eukaryota; Metazoa; Arthropoda; Arachnida; Ixodida; Ixodidae. The transcript has 27 exons.